Penicillium antarcticum is the source of this 1581-nucleotide messenger RNA. RefSeq names its product carboxylesterase/lipase family protein. The record is from RefSeq and is a predicted model, not a curated record. NCBI's taxonomy places the organism in Eukaryota, Fungi, Ascomycota, Eurotiomycetes, Eurotiales, Aspergillaceae. The transcript has 2 exons. Bases 1 to 1581 code for a protein of 526 amino acids.
AUGCUUAGCAGCACACUCCUUGUUGCCUCAGGCCUGGCGCCCGUAGCCUCCGCUGCUCUCUAUGAUACCGUGAUUGAGACCAAGUAUGGUCCUGUCAAGGGUUACCCUGCCUUCAACAGCACCAGCACUGGUAAUAUGACCAACUGGAAGGACAUCACUGUCUGGAAGGGCAUUCCCUUCGCAGCUAGUACUGGUGGUGAGAACCGCUGGAAGGCCCCUCAGCCUGCUAGCCCUUGGAAGAAGAACGGCACUUUGGACGCUCACACCUGGGGCCCUGUGUGCCCUUCUGUCACCACUGGAUACAACGACUACACCAUUGAUGAGGACUGCUUGAACCUCAAUAUCUGGUCUCCGGCCAAGAAGACCGAUGAGAAGCUCCCCGUCGUCAUGUGGAGUUACCCUGCCGAGUCGACUGCUGCCGAUCCCCUCUUUGACGGAGGUGGUAUGGCUGAUAAGGGAAUCGUUUUCGUCAACUACAAUUACCGUACCGGCCCCUUCGGUUGGCUCGCUCACUCUGAGCUAUCGGAGGAAUUCGAGAAGGUUACUGGUUCCAAUAGCUCUGGUAACUGGGGUAUGCUUGAUCAGUUCGCUGCUCUUAAGUGGAUUAGAGCCAAUAUUGCCGAUUUCGGUGGUGACCCCGAGCACAUCACCGUUCAGGGCCAGUCUGCUGGAUCUGCUGCUACCCAGCACAUUCUGUAUAGUCCUCUCACCAAGGGAUUGAUUGUUGGUGCCAUUAUUGAGAGUGGUGUCCGUGAUCCCCACGACCCUCUCUGCACUAGCCUGGCUGAGGCCUAUGGCACUCUCGAUACCGCUCUUAAGAGUGGUGUCACUUACCUCGAGAACCUGAACGUCUCUACCAUUGCUGAGGCCCGUGGUUUGACGAUGAAGGAGCUUAUCGGUGGUGCCACUGGUACCACCAGGGAGUCCACUAUCAUGUUCGAAGCUACCCUCGACUACUACGCCAUGCCCGACACCUACCUUAACAUCCUGAAGAAGGGUCUCGCCCAUGAUGUCCCCGUCAUUACUGGAAAUAACAAGGACGAAAAUGGUGCCACUUACGGUCUCGAGCUCACUCUCCAGGAGUACUACGAGGACUUGAACGAGACCUACAGCAGUGGCUGGGUGGACCGUUUUCUCGAGCUCUACCCCGCCAACGAGUCCACUGCUGCUGGCGCCUACAACUCCAUGUUUACUGACCGCUCCAAGGUCGGCACCUGGUUCUGGACUCAGAUGUGGUAUAGCGCCCGUCUGGAACUACUUCUGGGAUCACGCCCCCCGGGCCAGACCUCUGGUGCUUACCACGAGUCUGAGAUCAACUACGUUCUAAACAACCUCUAUGCCACUACCGAGCUGCCCUGGAAGGCCGAGGACUACGAGAUUGCCAAGAGGAUGAACGACUACUGGGCCAAUUUCAUUAAGACUGGUAACCCCAACGGUGCCGAUACCACUGUUGCUUGGCCUGCUGUCAGCUCCAAGAAGGAGGUCCAGCACGUUGGUGAUGGAUGGGGCCAGAUCCCUAUUGCCUGGAGCAAGAAGAUUACUCUCUUCAAGAACUGGUUCGCGACCCUCGUCGCUUAUUAA